AUGACUCGCAAGCUAGUCUUUAUCACAGGGAACAAGAACAAACUAGUAGAAGUUCAGGCCAUAUUGGCAAAGUUCGACAUCGAGGUGGAGGCAAGGGCUCUUGAUAUCCCUGAAAUUCAAGGGACGACGCUCGAAGUCUCGGCAGACAAGUGUCGACGAGCAGCAGAGCUAGUCGGUGGUCCAUGUAUAACAGAAGACACAGCGCUCGCUUUUCACGCACUUGGAGGCCUGCCGGGGCCAUAUAUCAAGGAUUUCAUGAAGACAAUUGGCCACAGCGGUCUCAACGCGAUGCUCACUGGCUUUCCUACCAAGGGACCUGGAGAAACACCUCAGCUAUUUGUCGGUGAGACAGAGGGAGAGAUUGUCCCUGUCAGAGGACCUACGCAUUUUGGCUGGGAUGCCGUGUUCCAAGCCGCGGGGACAGGCCAAACAUUCGCUGAAAUGGAUCCCGUCUUCAAGAACACUAUCUCUCAUCGGUUCAAGGCGCUAACAAAGCUUGUCGAUUUCCUCAAGACGCUGCCAGAAUAA
Molecule: messenger RNA, 528 nt
Organism: Serendipita indica DSM 11827
Lineage: Eukaryota; Fungi; Basidiomycota; Agaricomycetes; Sebacinales; Serendipitaceae
Source: the annotation of a GenBank genome assembly